CUGAAGUGAAAUAUUUAAAUGGCCCCUUGACAGACUAAUAGCAUGUAGCUUGACGCUUUGUUCACCUGCCGUCCAUCGACUGUCUAUCUGCCUGUGCAGAGCCGUGCAGGGCUCCCGAGCUUGACGUUCUACCUGCUUUCUCCAUUUACAGCCUGAUAUGGCGGACGUGGAAGAGAUGGAAGUGGAGCAGACAGCACCUGCAAAUGCCGAGGACAAGGGGAAAGGAAAAGCUGGGCCAGUCAAGCGCUUCGAAAUCAAGAAGUGGAAUGCUGUAGCUAUGUGGUCCUGGGCCAUCUGCACUGACACCUGUGCCAUCUGCCGCAACAACCUGUACGAGCCAAGCAUAGAGUACCAGGCCAAUCCCACAGGCGACCCGGAUCACCCGGGACUGAGCAUUGCAUGGGGUGCGUGCGGCCACGUCUUCCACCUGGACUGCAUCCAGCGCUGGCUCAAGACGCGCUCUGCAUGCCCACUGUGCAACAAGGAGUGGGAUUUCUUGAAAAUCGAGAAAAUUCUUCCUGGCGGAUCAAUGGCCGUGGACUGAUAAUUCUCCCUUUUGGCCUGUACAUUAGCUAGCUACUGCAGAGCCAACAGCGGGGGUGUAUUGAAUCACCCCAGCAGGGUCUCAGUGUGCACACAGAGAAGGACCUCAAAUGAUGCCUUGCUCCACAUAGCAUGUGGCUCAGGCAGUCUUGUAUGGAAAGCUGGAAUGCUUGUCAGCCCUUUCUUCUAGCAAGGAGACAGAGUUUUGGUCGUCCUUGCGGCUAGAUGUGACCCUUAAGGGUGUCAUGAAGCUCUUGACAUGUUGGUAUUACAACAAUUGUGGGCAGACGAGAGGCAGAUGCAUGGUGUAAUUACAAUUUACUCUUU
Molecule: messenger RNA, 870 nt
Organism: Coccomyxa subellipsoidea C-169
Lineage: Eukaryota; Viridiplantae; Chlorophyta; Trebouxiophyceae; Coccomyxaceae
Product: ring-box protein
Exons: 3
Coding region: 158-544 (128 amino acids)
Biological process (GO): ubiquitin-dependent protein catabolic process; protein ubiquitination
Cellular component (GO): cullin-RING ubiquitin ligase complex; nucleus
Molecular function (GO): zinc ion binding; cullin family protein binding; ubiquitin protein ligase activity
Source: RefSeq, a predicted model, not a curated record